Molecule: messenger RNA, 3696 nt
Organism: Blastomyces gilchristii SLH14081
Lineage: Eukaryota; Fungi; Ascomycota; Eurotiomycetes; Onygenales; Ajellomycetaceae
Exons: 2
Coding region: 1821-2762 (313 amino acids)
Source: RefSeq, a predicted model, not a curated record
UUUCGAGAAACAUCAGUAGAAUGUAGGGGGUAUUUAAACGCGGUCCCACUUGGGAAGAAGCCAAACGCAUCGCGUAGUAGGUUGAGACAAAUUUUGAGAAGGUUAACCUAUUCAAAUAAGGCCAUCUUUGGGGUAGCAGGAUUGUUUCCGUUGGCCUGUAACGUCGUUAAUUCUUUGCAUACAACAGUUGGAGGGCGCUACUUUUUUUAUACUCCAUGAGUCCACGUCGCGUGGUUCAGGCACAACAAUGGCGGCUGUUAUUUAUUUAUCUGGGUAACUAAGAUCUGAACCAUUUCAGGGUAAUUAGGUCCAUUCAUUUUGGCCGUUCUCACUCAUUUUCGCGGCGAAUCUUGGUGACUCUCUGACAUUUGCUUGCUUCCAAGGUUGCUGCUAUUUUGGGUUCUCAAAGGAGGUAGUUAUUUAAGUAAUGGCCAACAGAUAUUACGGUGAACAUCCGGGAACCACGCAUAGUAAGAGAAACUGAAAAAAGUAACCAACAGUGUUGUCGAAUAAAAAAGAAAUCCCACCUUUUCAUUUUUUUAGAGGUGCUGCUCUCGAUACUUUACCUGGUAGCAACCCCAAGUUUGGACCAAAGCGAGCUGAAUGCCACUCACUCGCUCUCCAGCUAACUAAAUAAUCCCCACCAAACUGCUCCCGCUCUUCCUCCAUUUUGAGAUUCAUGGGAUGUUUAUUUCUGCUGAGAGGAACUAAGCAAAAAUGCUGGCUCCCAGGGUGAACACAAGCCAGGUUCUCUAAAAGUGGAAAACCUUUCCCAGUUCAUGUCAGCGAAGAAUGGUCUGUCCCGCACGUCGUCCAGGGGAAUUUAUUAUUGUUUGGGAAAUCGAACUGCGCAGUGCUCACUUCUCACCCAAUCUUCAAGCAGGGGUUGUCGAGUGUUGCACUACGACGCAGCGUACUCUCCAUGGCUUGUAUGGGUUUUUGUGAUGGUGUUGAGAGGGUCGUGCCUAAUAUAGGCCCUAAUCCCCGCCCUGCGGCGAGGUGACGAAAGGAGAACGCCGCAAGCCAGAGGUUAUUUGUUUCCUACGUACGGAGUAAAUAACUGUACUUCCUUUCAAGUUGUCCUUCCACAUAUUUACGGAAGGGUCGAAUGCUUUCUUUUUCUUUUUCUUUUUCUUUUUUUUUUUCGGGCUUUGUUUCCCCUCUCCUUUGUCCUCUAUUGGACCAAGCUCCCUUCCAACUCCGAUUGACCAUGAUCCGACUGAAAUCGGUAUAUAACCCUUUUUUGGGGGUUUUCCAUUGGCUGGAAGAUCCCUGUUAUUGGACAAUAGCAGAUCGGAAGCGCGAAAUAAGACGGUUAGACGGGCGAGAGAAUAGUAUAAAAACUCUACGCAUACUCAUCCGGAGAGCGCGGGGAAAACUCUUGGAAAACCAACUGGGCGGAAUAAGUCGAAUUCAUUCCCUGAUUUGAGAAAUUCGGCCGACAAGAGCUGGGUAUGGGAGGAGGAGAUGUAAGAGUUCCAGGUUUGGGAAGACAUAAAUAUUGAGGAGAAACUUGCAUCGAGCCAUAUUCCGGAGAAUACCUUCGCAUUUCAAUUUCACAACUGAUCACCCCGCAACGCUCAGCAACCCCCCCAAAUUACAGAGAAGAUUACCUGCUGCAGAGAAACAGUAGUAGAUCCUUCAUACCGUUACCUCACCUCAGCCUACCCUAGCUCAUCCCGGUCUGGUCUUCCAUAAUACAAUCGGGGAAGCUUCACCCAGCGCGUACUUGCUGCCCUUUGCAUAAUCUGCUCAGAAUAAUUUAGAACCUUUAAUUAACAACAAGGAAUAGGGAAAAGCGACGAAGAAAAAGGGUAUUCAUGGCAGCAUUGUACGGUGACGACGACUUUACAUUUCGAUCGCAUGACAUCAUCCAAGAGCAAUCAUGUCUGCCACCAGAUGUUCACGCCAAAAUGAUUCUGACGCAGUCAUCGCCUGACUGGAGCAAUCAGCUUCAGCAACAACCGCAGCUGCAAGAAGGGGCCCCUAUCUAUUCGCUUCAUAACCACCAUCAGCAACAUCAAGAGGAAUAUCAUCUGGGGAAUCAACUUUACUACUACCAAAGGUUCCAAAUCGAGCAGCAACGGCAGCAGCAACACCAACAGGAGCUGCAGUUCCAAUACCAAUCGUACCCAUACCAACGCCAGCAUCAGCAACCUUGCAACCAUCGAAACAAAUCCAACGACCAAAGUGAGCGAAGGCCCCAACGCCUGGCCUUACCUCGUCUCGACACUUCUUUCCCCGCCGUCCGACCGCCCAACCAACCCAUCAAGAGGCCGAGAUACUAUGCUAACUUCCCAAUAAGCACUCCCGCCAGCUCCACCACAUCCACCCCACUAUCUCUCAAAGCGAAAUGUCAAACCCUUCCCGAGGGUGCCCAACACCAAGCAUAUUCCUCGGUAUUCACAGACCCUGACAGUGCAAGCUCAUUCCAUUCAGAUCCCAGACAACCCGCCUCAGCAGCUGCAAUUAUUCCCACACAAACCCCAGGUUCAUCGGAGCCCGUGCUUCCCGAACAGAUGAAUCAAAUCGAUAGCGUCCCAAGACGUCCCGCCAAGGCCACGAAAUCCCGAACUCUGUUUGGAGUUAUGGCAUCUAUCGUAUCCUCGUCACGCAAGGAGCGGAGCGUGGCCGAGAACCAGAAGUCAGUAGUAGUACCUCAGCUCUCGGAUGCCAGUGCUGUGGCUCAUGUUAAGAAAAAGCCGGAGCGAAUUCAGGCCCUGUUUGCGUUGUUGGAGGGGUUGGUCAGCAAGGACAAAUAAAUUGAGCUCCGGCCGUUGGAUUCGAUCAAUUGAUCCUUUUCACUUUUGAUGACCUCCGGUGUUUGGGGUUGGUGAUGGUAGUGGUGUUUUUGAAAGAGGCCAUUCUUUGCUCUUUCGAUUCUGUGACGAGGAAGAUCAACUACAGCAGGGCGGUGAAUCCAGGCGAACCAUCUCAAGCAUUUUGCUUUGUAUGUCUUCUUUAUUUCCUUUUCAGAAUCAUUCAUCAUCUCUGUAUAUCUGUCGUGCUGGAGUUAACCGGUCGUUCCAUUCUCAGUUUUUCAUUUCUUUAUCAGUUUACUUCCUUGUCUUCCACCUGUUUUUUCUAAGUUAGGGGCACGAGGCGAUUCUCCAGGUUGUCUUUCCAAGAUAGGAAACAUAUACUGUCGGGGAUCUUUUCCAUACGUGUUUCACUGUCGAAGACUCGACGUCAACUUAAUUAAAUUGCGUCUCUGAUAUACAUACCUUAGCACUUCUAUCAUUUGAAGAGGCUGUAUAUGAUCGUGAAUUAUACGCCGUGAUGCUAUCCUCGACGAAUAUAACGCGAUCUAGAGGCGAUGUACGAAUUCAUGAUGGAGGAGGGUUAUUACAUCUUGCGAGUAGCUUCAGAGGCGAUUCCUCUAUGGCCCGUAGACAUGGCUUCUGUCCUGGCGUGGCCGAUGCAAUAUAAACGAACCGCUGCCCAUCGCACCGAGACAUUUGGAGAAGCCGUGAUAUCCCAAGAAAUCCUCUCUCUUUGUCGAAAGAAAUUCGGCAUCCGAAAGACCGUAGGAGUUUAAACUUCAAAAAUGUCGGAAUGAAUUCUAGCCAUGGUAGUUUCCGUCACGCCGGACAAUAAGCGAAAUAGAUGCAUUGAGUGUCCACGGAGCCGGCAUCCUUCUGCAGAGGCGGGCAUUUUAGAUCUGGAGUCCGUAACCCGAAAUUCCGGACACCGUAG